Molecule: messenger RNA, 861 nt
Organism: Anisakis simplex (herring worm)
Lineage: Eukaryota; Metazoa; Nematoda; Chromadorea; Rhabditida; Anisakidae
Source: the annotation of a GenBank genome assembly
AUGCCUGCUCGUGCAAAGAAAUCAUCUGCGGCCAAGACGGCAGCAGCCGGUGAGGUUGCGAUUGAGGAAGGAACGCGAGAUGAGAAUGUGGAACAAAGAACAAGAUCAGGAAGAGUUGUUCGCAAAAGGGUGCAGGAGGAAAAGAUGCCCAUGACAAAAACUCAACCCCAAAAAAAGACUGCAGCUAAAGAAGCAGCGAAAGAAACCAAAGCAACAAACGGUUCCGUGAAAACGGCCGUGGUAGAGGAGAAGGAAGUGGAAGCGAAGGUACCAACAACAAAAAAGCAACCUGCUAAGCGUCAAAGGGGUGCUCCUAAACGAGCUACUGAGAGCAACACCGACAACGCAGAAGAUAAGCAAAACGAGAUGGUGAUCGAUAGUGAUACUGAAAAGAAUAUCGAUGACAAGAAUGAACAGAACAAUGUUGAUAAUAGCAGCAAUGAAUCUACUGAUGACACCAAAGACAGUGUCACACCGUCGACUAUCUAUGAAUUUACCGUUAAGGAUGCCGAAGAUAACGACGUUUCGUUUGUCAAAUACAAAGGUUAUCCAGUGUUGAUCGUGAAUGUGGCAUCGCGUUGUGGUCAUACUCUCAAGAAUUACACUCAAAUGAAAGAGAUCCUUGAAAAGUACCAUUCUCAAGCAGAUAUAUACGAGAAAAUAUCGGUUAAUGGCGCUAAGGCACAUCCGUUUUAUAAGUUCCUAAAAGCACAACAAGGCGACAAUGAACCGAUCAAGUGGAACUUCGCUAAAUUUUUGGUCGAUAAAAAUGGUUUCGUGGUGAAACGUUAUUUACCGAAAACACAACCGAAGGAUAUUGUUGAAGAUAUCGAAAAAGUUAUCGCAGGUGGUAGCGUCUGA